Molecule: messenger RNA, 647 nt
Organism: Haliotis rufescens (red abalone)
Lineage: Eukaryota; Metazoa; Mollusca; Gastropoda; Lepetellida; Haliotidae
Product: prefoldin subunit 1-like
Exons: 4
Coding region: 134-520 (128 amino acids)
Biological process (GO): protein folding
Cellular component (GO): cytoplasm; prefoldin complex
Molecular function (GO): protein folding chaperone
Source: RefSeq, a predicted model, not a curated record
UAGUUUCUAAAGAUAUAUGUACAGUACUACCGCUUCAGGUGUUGCUCUAAACAUGCGCAAGUAAUUUAUGUGAUGUAGUUUCAUUUUGAGUUAGGUUCAAGUACUGAGUUCUCCCGCUGACGAAUUUCCUAACAUGGCCACUCAUCCUUCGCAACUUGCAGUCGACAUGGAACUAAAAAAGGCUUUUCAAGAGAUGCAAUCAAAGAUGAUUACAACGACACAGCAGCUGAAGAUCUCAGAUGCCCAGAUUGAGACGUUGAAGAGGACCAUGGCACAUUCUAAACUAGUGGACACUGAGAUCUCGCAGCUCCCUGGUGGAAUCCGGGUGUACGAGGGGGUGGGGAGGAUGUUUCUUCUUCAACCCUUGGAUGUUGUACGGUCAAAUCUAACAAAGAAGAUCAAAGCAUCUGACGAGAAAAUUAAAACAAUAGAGAUUAACAAAGGCUACCUGGACAAAAGCCUAAAGGAAAGUGAAGACAGCUUGAGAGAGCUCGUGUUAUCAAAACAGCAAGGGAAAUAACUCCUUCUGGCUUAAUGCCACAAAGACUGUUCACCUUAUAAAACCAUCGUGUCUCUUGUGUUGUUCAUCAUGUUUUGUACCUCAUUUAUGUAUACAUAAUAUAAACAAUAAAACAUAGAAGCUCAUA